UUAUCUUAUCAACAAUCUCCCUCUAUUUUUAACCGUCUCCAACCAACUACUCUCUCUCUCUCCUCUCAAAAUGGCUAUGGCUUCCUUCUCCAACAUUUCUUCAACACACUUAUUCUCACACCACCAUCAAACUCAAACCAACUUCUACACUCAUUCCUCUUUACAAACUUUCACCAUCACAACCCACCAUGGAAUUUUCACAUUCUUCUCUUCCAAGCUUAAUCAUUACUCUCCCCCCACUCAUUUGCUCCGUUCUCCGGUUUCCGCCACUUUCUCAUCCGGAAAUAGCGGUGGGUUUUCGGGGAACGGAGGUGGCGGCGGCGGCGAGGGUGGGGGCGGUGAAGAGGAAGAAAGGGACAGAAAUUGGGAAGAGGCAAUGGUGGCUAUGGCGGAGGCCAGAAGGUCGCUGGAGAGUUUUCCGGCGGAUUUGGCGGUUGCUGUUAAGGCGGGACGGGUGCCGGGUUCGAUAGUGCGGAGGUUUUUUGAGUUGGAGGAAUCAGUUGUGUUUAGGUGGUUGUUAAAAUUUGGAGGGUUUAAGGAAAGAUUGUUGGCUGAUGAUUUGUUUUUGUCCAAGCUUGUUAUGGAAUGUGUUGUUGUCAUCUUCACCAAGGCUGCUGCCGAAUUCAAGCGGCGUAAAGAAAAUUUCACAAAGGAGAUGGAUUUUGUUGUUGCUAAUGUGGUAACAGGCAUUGUGACAGGUUUUGUACUUGUGUGGGUUCCUGCUCCCACUGUUUCUCUUAAACCUCCUCUUGCAGUUAGUGCUGGACUGAUUGCCAAAUUCUUCUAUGGCUGUCCUGAAAAUGCUUUUCAGGUGGCUUUGGCAGGAACAUCAUACACACUUCUACAAAGAAUAGGAGCUAUAGUGCGUAAUGGAGCAAAGCUAUUCGUAGUUGGAACCGGUGCUUCACUGGUUGGUAUAAGUAUAACAAAUGCAUUGAUAAAUGCACAGAAGGCUAUAAACAAAGCAUUAUCUGUUGAGAAUUUACCUGUUAUAUCAACAAGUGUAGCAUAUGGUAUUUACAUGGUAGUAGUUAGCAACCUCAGGUACCAAGUACUUGCAGGAAUUAUUGAGCAACGGAUUCUUGAACCGUUGCUACGUCGAAACAAGCUUAUACUAACUGCAGCAUAUUUCACUGUUAGAACUGCCAAUACUUAUUGGGGAUCACUAUUGUGGGUGGAUUUUGCUAGAUGGGUUGGAGUCCAGAAGAUAAAGAGUUAAUCAUUAUUAUACAUCACAGUGUGUGUGUAUAUAUAUAUAUAUAGUCAUGAGUUCAAUUGAUCAAAGUAUGAGUAUAUUUGUGUGAAUGAUUGGUUCUUAAAUUUGUUCCCUUGCAUAUAUUGUUUCUGAAAAAAAUGCUGAUUUGUGUGUGGCAUAGUCACCAUCUUGUAUAGUUGACCACAACACAUGGCAAUACCAAUGGUGAUUAGUACAAGUUUCCUCAUAAAGUUGAGUCUCUAAGUUUAUUAUACAAUUAUGGCAAUUACUUGCAAAUGUUUACUUUGUUUGGUAAAAUCAAAUUCCAUGAUAUGUAACUCAUUAACAACAUCAGUUCAA
Cicer arietinum (chickpea) is the source of this 1555-nucleotide messenger RNA. Its product is annotated as protein RETICULATA-RELATED 4, chloroplastic-like. Lineage: Eukaryota; Viridiplantae; Streptophyta; Magnoliopsida; Fabales; Fabaceae. The record is from RefSeq and is a predicted model, not a curated record.